This is a messenger RNA of Gaeumannomyces tritici R3-111a-1, 3787 nucleotides long. RefSeq names its product helicase. The transcript has a single exon. The record is from RefSeq and is a predicted model, not a curated record. The coding region runs from base 142 to 3636 and encodes 1164 amino acids. Gene Ontology annotation, molecular function: ATP binding; ATP-dependent chromatin remodeler activity. NCBI's taxonomy places the organism in Eukaryota, Fungi, Ascomycota, Sordariomycetes, Magnaporthales, Magnaporthaceae.
CCGACAUCAGCACAGGUGGAGCUGCCGCGUGAUCACGUGCUUUCGUUUCGCUGCCGAAAUCGAUCGCAUCAUUCCGCCACCAACCGAUCUUAGUCCGACGCGUUACUCGAAAGAGGAUGAUCUUCAAAAAGCCAGUGCAGUAUGCCUCUGACCGUUAACCUGGUCAGUGACGACUCUGGGUCGGAUCAAGAAGGCGAUCCAACGCCGGCCGUCAGUUCAAGCACGGCCGCUGCCCCGCCCGCCGCUUCCUCGACCUUGCUCGGUAAGCGAAAGCACGAUAAUGCACCGCCCAUUGUCGAGGAGAUAGUCUGGCCGCCCGACUCGGACGAGGAAAGGGAAAAAGAGAAAGAGCGACUCAAAGCGCUCGGGAAAAAGCGCCGCAGGGGUAGACCAAAGGCCGGAGCAAGAGGCGGCGGCGGCGAAGGCAGCAGCAAGCAGAGCAGCAAGCAGCACAAUCCCAACUCGCUGACCCGCGGCAUUAACGAGGUCGGAGAGGCCAGCGAGCCAGAAGACUAUCAACAUUCCAACGUGCCGGAUUAUCUCUGUGAACGCAAGAGGAAGUUCGACCAGGGCCGGUUGAGGUUGCGCGAGGCUGGCCUCCGUCUUCCGCCCGACUACACCGACAUCACAUUUAGCGAUGACGACCUUGACGCUUCGAGCACAGAGAAGCGGCCAUGGUUCGGCGACAGCGUCAAGCCGUCCAGGGCAAACGAGGACGUGCAGAUGGAGUACUCGGCGGGCAUCAUUCCCGCUUCUAUCGCACGAUAUCUGCGAGACUACCAGGUCACGGGAGCCAAGUACCUACACCAGAUGUUUGUGUACCAGUUGGGAGGCAUGCUGGGCGAUGACAUGGGCUUGGGGAAGACGGUGCAGGUCGCCGCCUUCCUUGCCGCCGCGUUUGGCAAGACGGGCGACGUACGCGACAAGAGGCGCCUCCGCAAGAUGCGAGCGGUCGGCCGUUGGUACCCAAAGGUGCUGAUCGUGUGCCCUGGAUCUCUGCUCGAAAACUGGAAACAGGAGCUGAGCCGCUGGGGCUGGUGGAAUAUUAGCGUCUAUCAUGGCAAGGAAAAGGACGACAUUCUGCAGACGGCCAAGUCUGGCUUUUUGGAGAUCAUGUUGACCACGUACCAGACUUACACGAGACAUCAAGAAUAUGUCAACAUGGUCGAGUGGGAUGCUGUGGUGGCCGACGAGUGUCACAGCCUCAAGGACCGGAGAUCUUCGACGACCAAGGCCAUGAACGCCAUUAAUGCCUUGUGCCGCAUCGGCCUGACGGGUACCGCAAUCCAGAACAGGUACGAAGAGCUCUGGACGCUGCUGAACUGGACCAACCCUGGCCGAUUCGGCACCUUUGCGGAAUGGAGGACAACCAUCUGUAGGCCCUUGGCCCUGGGCCAAUCGCACAACGCAACCAUACACGAGCUGAGCGUGGCCAGGAAGACAGCCAAGAGGCUUGUGCACAACCUGCUUCCUGACUACUUCCUCCGUCGUAUGAAGUCGCUGAUCGCCGACCAGCUGCCCAAGAAGACCGACAAGGUCGUCUUCUGCCCCAUGACGGACCUCCAGAAGCAGGCAUACAGCAACUUCAUCAAGAGUGAACAGGUCGUCCUCAUCCAGGGGGCCAACGAUCCCUGCUCGUGCGGCUCAGGAAAGACGAAUGGUCGCUGCUGUCACGUCGGUCUCGACGACGGCAGAACCUGGUACUCCCUCGUCUUUCCUUCCAUAAUAACGCUCCAGAAGCUGGCGAGCCACCUCACGCUGCUGAUCCCGCCGUCAGGCGAGCAGGGGACCAAGCUGGAGAAUGCCAUGGACACCCUCCGGACUUGUCUGCCUGACCGCUGCGAUGAGCUCUACAGGACGCGCGACUCACCUAUGACACUAUCAAAUCCAGAAUUCUGCGGCAAGUGGAAGGUUCUCAAUAAGCUCUUGGGGUUCUGGCACCACAACGGAGACAAGGUCUUGGUAUUCUCCCAUAGCGUCCGCCUGCUGAAAAUCCUGCGCAGUCUCUUCAACAGGACUGCCUAUAGCGUUUCGUACCUGGACGGGUCGCUCGGGUACGAGGAGCGGCAACAAGCCGUGGACGACUUCAACUCGGACCCCAACGCAUUUGUCUUCCUCAUCUCGACCAAGGCCGGCGGCGUGGGCCUUAACAUCACAUCGGCCAACAAGGUCGUCAUCUUUGAUCCCCACUGGAACCCAGCGUACGACCUGCAGGCACAGGACCGGGCCUACCGCAUCGGCCAGUCCCGCGACGUGGACGUGUUUCGGCUGAUAUCGGCGGGCACCAUCGAGGAGAUUGUGUACGCGCGCCAGAUCUACAAGCAGCAGCAGGCCAACAUCGGCUACAACGCCUCCACCGAGCGCCGAUACUUCAAAGGAGUCCAGCAGGACAAGGAGCGCAAGGGGGAGCUAUUCGGCCUCCAGAACAUCUUCUCGUUCCGCGCCGACGAGGUCGUGCUCCGCGAGAUUGUGAACAAGACAAACAUUGCCGAAGCCAAGGUCGGUGUGUUUCUGCAGGACAUUGACGUUGACGAGGCGAUCAGGGACCAGGAAGAGAGUGGAAUCGUGGUGAAGAAGGAGUCUGGCACAGCUGAUGACGACGAGGGUGGUGCCGGCCAGCUCGCCAAGUUCCUCACGGCGGAAAGCAAGGUGAAGAAGGAGGACGCCGCCCUCGCCCAAAGCGAGGCGGUCAGGAAAGGCAAGAGUGACGCAGUCCAGGCUAUCCUAGCGUCGGCGGGGGUGCAGUAUACACACGAGAACUCCGAGGUCAUUGGGUCCAGCAAGGUCGAAGCGCAGCUGUCGCGGCAGGCCGAGUUGGCCGCUGACGACCCGGGGGGCCACCGGGCGCUAUUUUUCGAUAGCCAGGACAUCGAGGCCGAACAGGACCCGGAUCAGGUCUACUCGGAAGACGAAGGGCCGACGGUAAAGCGCGAGGACGACCGCGGCAACGUGGACGUCAAGGGCAAAGGGAAGGCCACGACGCCGCUCAGCCGCCACCGCUCGAGGCUCCGGCUCCGCUACAACCCGCCGCAGGACGUCAUGGUGCGGCAGUUCUGCACAAUGGCACGCGACUUUGGCUUUGCGAGCGCGACCGAGUUCGCGCUCGUGGUCGAGGGCUGGACACAGGAGCAGCGGCGGAACUGCCUGGAUACCUUCUACAAGCAGAGGGAGGCCAAGCUGCUGAGCCAGGCCGACGCCGCAGGGAAGAAGCCAAAAGGGGAGGAGGGUGACGUUGCCGGCGAGGUCAAGCCCGAAGCGAAGGAUGAGCGCAGCGCCGGCGGGGCAAACUCGCCGGCGGGCAUCUACAUCAAGCCCGAGCCUGACGGUGAGUCGCCAGGCGCUGUUGGAAAGGGCCCGCCCAGUGAAUGUGCCGGCGCUAUGGGCAUCCGGACGGAGGUUAAAGACGAGCCGUUGGAUGGUCCGAAAUCCGCCGCCAAUCCGAGAGGGAUGAUAUCAGGUCUCGACGGAGACGAGACGCAAGGCGACGAUGACGACAUGCUGGACGGUGAGACGGAAGGGGAGGAGUCGGACCACGCUUUGGUUAAGGGCAAGGAGGCAGCCCCGACGGCAAGACCCCGGCUCCAAAAGACGUCGUCUGUUUUCAUAAUGGACGAUUCGGAGGACGACGAGCUGUGAGCUGCGGCAGCGGCGCGCACUGAGAGAGGACGGAAUGAUACCCCUGGCGUUUGUGUGGUUAUCUGCGUGAUUAUUGCAUCGCCCCUUGUAUUACAUUGGGCAAGAUCCAUAACUAGACCGAAAUGCAGCCAUGUUGUCUAUUAUUAUCUCG